This is a messenger RNA of Mustela erminea (ermine), 2318 nucleotides long. RefSeq names its product oligodendrocyte transcription factor 1 (gene OLIG1). Bases 118 to 933 code for a protein of 271 amino acids. Gene Ontology annotation, molecular function: protein dimerization activity. The record is from RefSeq and is a predicted model, not a curated record. The transcript has a single exon. NCBI's taxonomy places the organism in Eukaryota, Metazoa, Chordata, Mammalia, Carnivora, Mustelidae.
GCUGCUGCCCUGCCAUCGGCUCCCCGCGCGCAGGUCCGCGGGGAGGGGCGGCCUGCCGAAGGGCCCACCCCGGGGCGUUCCUGAAGGGCGCCCUCGGCCGCCCCCGCCGCCCCCCAGAUGUACUAUGCGCUUUCCCAGGCGCGCGUGAACGCGGCCCCCGCGACCAUGCUGCGGCCACAGCGGCCCGGAGACGUGCAGCUCGGGGCCUCCCUGUACGAGUUGGUGGGCUACCGGCAGCCGCCCUCCGCCUCCUCCUCCUCCUCCUCCACGUCCUCCUCCUCCACGGCGACCCCCCUCCUCCCCAAGGCGGCGCGCGAGAAGCCCGAGGCGCCCGCCGAGCCGCUGGGCGCGGGAGCGGGGCCCGGCGCGCACGCGGGCGGCGGCUCCCGGGCGGACGCCAAAGAGGAGCAUCAACAGCAGCUGCGGCGCAAGAUCAACAGCCGCGAGCGGAAGCGCAUGCAGGACCUGAACCUGGCCAUGGACGCGCUGCGCGAGGUCAUCCUGCCCUACUCGGCGGCUCACUGCCAGGGCGCGCCCGGCCGCAAGCUCUCCAAGAUCGCCACGCUGCUGCUCGCCCGCAACUACAUCCUGCUGCUGGGCAGCUCGCUGCAGGAGCUGCGCCGCGCGCUGGGCGAGGGCGCCGGACCUGCGGCGCCGCGCCUGCUGCUGGCCGGCCUGCCGCUGCUGGCCGCCGCGCCCGGCUCCGUGCUGCUGGCGCCUGGCGCCGUGGGGCCUCCCGACGCGCUGCGCCCCGCCAAGUACCUGUCGCUGGCGCUCGACGAGCCGCCGUGCGGCCAGUUCGCGCUCCCCGGCGGCGGCGCGGGCGGCGGCGCGGGCGGCCCGGGCCUCUGUACCUGCGCGGUCUGCAAGUUCCCGCACCUCGUCCCCGCCGGCUUGGGCCUGGCCGCGGUGCAGGCGCAGUUUUCCAAGUGAGGGCCCGCGCGGGCCGGGUGCGCGACCUAGGCCCGGCCUCCCGCCUCCCCGCUUUCUCCGUGCCCGCGCGCCCUGCACUCGGGGAAGGCUAGCCAAGCACGGAGGGCACGUCCAACCUUCCGGCCCGGAGGAAGGGACCGUGGGGCGCCCCCUUCCCCGCCUCCACCCCGGGGAAAUGAAAGUGACGCGAGCGGAUGUUCGACGGAGCGUCGGGGGCCGUUGGGGGUUCUGAGUGGAUUCCCGCUGCUUUGGGCAGCAAAUGUGCGGUUCCAAGCCCACUCUUGCCCAGCUCCCGUCUCUCCUGCUUCCUCGAGUCGCGCGCUUCGCGGGGGUGGUGCGGAUUUUAGCGCACGGCGCGGUGGCUUUGCCUUGCUCUGGGUGCGGCGGUAGGACCGUCCUAGCGCCACGGCUCCAGGAGGCGACACCUGCCCAAUCAGGGGCCAAGUGGCUGCUCUCCGCGGGCAGGAAAGGGUUCUUUUCCUUCUCCCCAGCCAGAGGUCACAGACACCCUUGUUCCCACCGGCCAAUCCCUGUCAAAGGAGGCUGCCCGACCUCAGGAAGACGAGAAAGACCAAUUAGUCCGCGCAGAUGGUCCGGGGCUUAGCAGACGGACUGACCCUCGGCGGCGGCGGGACGGUUGGCCUCGCGGUGCCGCGGGAGGUGUAGAUAACUCCAGCGUCCUUGGAUGUGCUGGGUUGGGAAGUCGGUCCGCUUUUACACUGUGGCUGUUAGAGUGCAAUUUUUGAGAAUCGCAAAGCAGGUGUUUUGUUGCAAAGAUUAUUCGCUUUUAAAUCCUGGGGUCUUCUUAAAAAGACAGCUUAGAACUUGAGAUUCACCAUUUUGUUUCCUCUUCCCCAAAGGUAGCGUAACCAACAUUUGAGCUUGCUUAAAAACAAAAACCAACCCCUUUUGACGCAGGUGGUGUUCUCGGUUUACUAAAAUAGGUAACAGGGCACUUCGCAGUCGCCGCCAGUCUUGUCUGAAAGCACGAUCGCUAAUUAACUUUCUCAUUAAAAGACGCAGAGGAGGACCUGAGCCCCCAACCCCCCCGGAGGCUCGGCGGGUCCCCGCUGCGGUGGCGACGGCGGGAUGGCAUUUUCUGCGCUGCCCCUUUGCACGAGGGGUCUUUGCCCAGGGCUAGCUCUGGGCAGGUCUUCCCGCAGCUUUACGUUUGAAGAACUGCCUGGAUGACCGGUCUUGAUUUGUUACAGUCGUUCACAAAUGACUCCACCCGAGAUAAUUUUAUGAUCUUUCGGCAGCUUGCUUUGAAGUCUCUGUUUAAGGUUUUUGGUUGUUGGUAGUAGCCGAAUUUAACUGGCAUUUUCUUUUAUCUCUAACUCUGUUUGGUUGCUCUCCGAAGAAUCAACAAAAUAAAACAUUUAAAG